AUGGGGAAAGGUGGGAUGUCUCAUGGCAACAAUGGAGAAGAAGAGAAUAUGGCAGCUUGGCUUCUUGGGGUUAACAAUAUCAAGAUUCAACCUUUCAACCUCCCUCCUCUUCGCCCUCAUGAUGCUAGAAUAAGAAUGAAAGCUGUGGGUAUCUGUGGAAGUGAUGUUCACUACCUCAAGGAGAUGAAAUUAGCGGAUUUUGUGGUGGAAGAACCAAUGGUAAUUGGGCACGAGUGCGCUGGCAUUAUUGAGGAAGUUGGGUCUGAGGUGAAGCACCUUUCGCCCGGAGAUCGUGUGGCCAUUGAGCCCGGAAUAAGCUGUUGGAGGUGUAAUCUUUGCAAGGAAGGGCGAUACAAUUUGUGCCCUGAGAUGAAGUUUUUUGCUACCCCUCCUGUUCAUGGUUCCCUUGCAAAUCAGAUUGUGCAUCCUGCGGACUUAUGUUUCAAACUGCCCGAGAACGUGAGUUUGGAGGAAGGGGCAAUGUGCGAGCCGUUGAGUGUUGGAGUUCACGCGUGCCGUCGUGCGAAUGUGGGCCCAGAGACGAAUGUGCUGGUGAUGGGAGCCGGGCCUAUUGGGCUGGUGACGAUGCUUGCGGCUCGGGCUUUUGGGUCACCGAGGAUAGUGAUUGUGGAUGUCGAUGAGCAGCGUCUGUCCGUUGCUAAGGAGCUUGGAGCAGAUGAGACUGUCAAAGUCUCUACUAACAUAAAUGAUGUGAACACAGAAGUUGAAAGAAUUAAGGAGGCAAUGGGGGGUUUGGUCGACAUAACUUUCGACUGUGCGGGAUUUAAUAAAACAAUGACAACAGCUCUUGGUGCCACAUCAUCUGGCGGGAAAGUUUGCCUUGUCGGGAUGGGUCACACUGAGAUGACCCUCCCUCUUGCCCCAGCUGCUGUCAGAGAGGUUGAUGUUGUUGGCAUAUUCCGGUACAAGAACACGUGGCCCUUGUGCAUCGAGUUUCUGAGGAGCGGAAAGAUAGACGUGAAGCCUUUGAUAACCCACAGGUUCGGAUUCUCUCAGAAGGAAGUGGAAGAUGCUUUCGAGACGAGUGCACGUGGUGGUACUGCUAUCAAGGUCAUGUUUAAUCUCUGA
Messenger RNA from Striga hermonthica, 1089 nucleotides. The record is from the annotation of a GenBank genome assembly. Lineage: Eukaryota; Viridiplantae; Streptophyta; Magnoliopsida; Lamiales; Orobanchaceae.